CAAAAAUAAAAUAUAAACGUCGUCGAUUGGAGCGCGAGAGAAUGAUUUUAAAAUCUCGCACGAUAACGGCUACUUCCAAAUUCUGCUGGUUCCUUUCUCUCUUAUUCUUAUCAUCUCACUUCUCACUUCUCACUUCUCACUUUCUCUCCCAUCAAAAUCAACGCUAACAGGUAACACAGUUCGCAUCUCAAUUUCGCAUUUUCAAAUGGCUUCAACGCACCACGACAACGCAGGAUCUACUCCCGCCCGCAAGGUUCGGGUUGUGGCCAAACUCCGAGGCAGUUUGCGUCAGGAGCCUGAUUCCGAGCCUAAGCUCAAUUCAUGGAUCUCGGUGAAUAAGCCACAAGGGGAGAAUUUUGAGAGCGUUACUUUAUCCUUUGGAGAACAAUCUUCUAGUCGGUAUUGGAUGCAUUAUUGCUAUGAGGAACAUGAGGAGAAUGAGUUGAUAUAUUCAAGAGAGGUUAAACCUCUUGUUUCAGCAGUGUUUGAAGGUCAUAAUAGCACCGUUAUUGCGUGUGGAGCUAGAGGCAGUGGCAAGACCCACCUAAUUCAGGGUUCUGCUGAAAAACCGGGUCUGGCAAUGCUUGCAAUUGCUGAGUUCACCUCCUUGGCUGAGAAAAAUGGGAAGUGGAUAUCCAUUUCUUUCUAUGAAGUUGAUCACCAGGAUCAUGCUGUUGAUUUAUUAAAUCCAGGACACCCACCAAUUUUGGUUUAUGAAGAUCGUGGUAGAAUUCAGUUUAAAGGACUAAGUCAAAUUCCUGUGAAAUCCGUUGCCGAAUUUCAGAACUUCUACUUUGCUGCAUGUUCUGCGCAAAAGACUAUUACAAGAAAGGGCUUUGAACAUGCUCGUAGAAGUCACAUGGGAUUAAUUGUGAAUGUCUUUUCUCAAAAUGCAAGUGUAGAAAAUGGUCUUGUGAGCAAAAUGAGUUUCGUUGAUUUGGCAGGUUAUGAAGAUGCUAGAAAGAAAAGCAGUGACACCAUUUGCCUUGCUGAGACUAACAAAAUUAACAAGUCCAUUUAUGCCUUAAUGAAUGUUUCUCAUGCUUUGAGCACCAAUGAAAGCCGAGUUCCCUAUCGAGAAAGCAAACUUACACGCAUGUUGCAAGAUUCGUUGAGGGGGACUGGCAGAAUUUUGAUAGUUGCCUGUUUGAACCCAUCAUUUUGUCAAGAUACUAUUUACAUGGUAAGCUUAGCAUCACGAUCAUGUCAAUCAAUUCAACGAACAUUCUUAGAUUCAACAAAGAAAAUUUCAAGUUCAGCAAGCCAGAUUAAGACUUAUCAGAAGAGGCAGAUGACCAAGAGUGUUUUGAAAUCCGCUAGGAAAAUACCUGCCUCUGUAUCAUAUCACUCGGAAAAGAAGGUUGUUGCUGCACCGAAGUCUGCAAUCAAAGCAAGGAAAUUAUUUGAUGAAGCAAGCAAUUCUGCUGCUAGAGCUAAAAAGGAAAUUUCCAUGGUACAAAAUUCAUCUGAGACUCUAUUGGUAAACCAGGACAAUUCACUAGACAUUACUGGAAAUCAUGUUGAAUCCAACACUAAAGUGGUAAAGGAUAAUUCACUGCCAGAUGCUAGUAAGAAUGUGAAAGGCAAUCUGAUGGUGGAAAAUGGUGAUUCGUCUUUGAAUACUAGCAGUGAAGUGGAAAUCUACCCUAUAGAGGAAAAGGGAAUUUCUCUCAAUGGAGAGAAUCAUCAAGAUGCCAGUAAUUUCUAUGAGGCGGUGGAAUUAGUUCACGAAGACCUUAACAUGAACAAGGAGAACAACAGUUUAAUGAUAAUUGAACAAGGACAACAAGCAUUGGCAAUGGUUCAAGAAGGUAGAUGUCAAAACAUAAACAAAGAGAACAACAGUUCAAUGGCAUAUGAAGGUGGUUCUACACCAAUCAGUUCUCAAUUGCGUGAUCUUUCUAACCGUUUUAAAUGGCUCUAUUCGUCAACACCAUGGCAGAUAUCAGAAAAGGAAUGCAUUUCACUUGAUAGCACUUCUGUAGAUAUCAUGGAACCCAAAACUCCUGUAGUUGAACAAACUACGAGCCUUAAUGAUAGACGGGAUAUAAUGAAUCCCAAAAGUCCAUGGGAAACAUUUAGUGUGCAUGGUUCUGGCAUGAAGAAUUCUCUUGUUGAAGAAUAUCUAAGAUUUUUAAACUCAGCUAACAAGGAAGAAUUAAAAAAAUUGAAGGGAAUUGGAGAGAAGAGAGCAACCUACAUACUUGAGCUUCGCGAAGAAUCUCCCGAGCCUUUCAAAAGUCUUGAUGAUUUAAGGGAUAUUGGACUUUCAGCAAAGCAGAUCAAGGGAAUUAUGAAAAAAGAAGUUGGAGAGCUUUUCAACUAGCUGAAAAGUGAAUAUGUUUGUCUGUGCAGUACUGCAGUAACCUUGUACUACGUUUGUAUCCAGAGAAAAUUAUAUGAAUGGCAACCUGAAGUUGCUCUAUGUAAUGUUGUAACCUUGACUUUGUGGGCAUUGGUAAUUGCGUUUGAUAGUUUCAUUGCUA
Molecule: messenger RNA, 2486 nt
Organism: Arachis ipaensis
Lineage: Eukaryota; Viridiplantae; Streptophyta; Magnoliopsida; Fabales; Fabaceae
Product: ATP binding microtubule motor family protein
Biological process (GO): microtubule-based movement
Cellular component (GO): kinesin complex; microtubule
Molecular function (GO): ATP hydrolysis activity; plus-end-directed microtubule motor activity; ATP binding
Source: RefSeq, a predicted model, not a curated record